Molecule: messenger RNA, 11393 nt
Organism: Siniperca chuatsi (mandarin fish)
Lineage: Eukaryota; Metazoa; Chordata; Actinopteri; Centrarchiformes; Sinipercidae
Gene: slc6a8
Product: solute carrier family 6 member 8
Exons: 13
Coding region: 1447-3462 (671 amino acids)
Biological process (GO): sodium ion transmembrane transport
Cellular component (GO): membrane
Source: RefSeq, a predicted model, not a curated record
GGGCGGACAGACGGACGGACGGACGGACAGCAGGAGGACUUUAAAGAGCUCGGAGCGUCUCUAACGGGACAUUUGACAGCUGAGAGGACCGGGACUCGUUCAGGUCCGUUCGGACAUUUCUGUCAGCCUCUUCUCCUCGUCGGAUGGAGCUGUAACAAUUCCUCCACACACUGCACCGCCCGCCCGCCCGCCGCCGGGACUGAAGCUGCGCGCUGCUCGGAUCCCUCUGCCGGUGCCGUCCCCUCCGUCCCCUCCGUCCUCUCUGUCUCCCAGCAGGCCGCCGUCUCCUCCGUGACUCUCUGUUCCCAUGCGAUUCUUCAGACUCACAUUCAAGUGUUUCGUGGAUUGUUUUUGAAGGUCGCUGUCCGGUUGUCGGUGUAAUUCCCUUUCUUUUUUAUUUUCACAUUUUUUAGUUUGUAAUUUUCUCUUAUUUUCGAUCCGAGAGAGAAAUGUCUCCAGAUUAUUACUAGACAUUUUGAAUUCGUGUCCUGCUUUUUUUUUUUUUUACACAUUAAAUCUUAAAUGAAUUCGUCCGGAUAAAACUGGAUCAAUAAAUAAAACAACAGAUUCUGGAUCAUCCGGCUCCGGCUGAUGUGAUCCACCAUCCACCCGCAGCUCGCUGAGAAGGAGAAUAAUCAGAAUUAUUAUUACUGAACCAGAAGAAAGACGGAGACAUAAGGUGGUCUGAAGCGGACUGUGCGGGACGGAGCUGGACUGACUGACUCCUCUGUUUCUGACUGGUUUGUAGCUGGUUGUUGGACCUCUGAGAGGAGGAGAACACAAGGCAGAUUUUAGGACUAAAAUAAGAUAAAACUGAGUCUUUAAAGACAUAAAAAGCUGCAAGAUUAAAGGGUAAAGAUAAGACUGAGGUUACUAUUACAACCAGAGCUGACUCCAUCUCUGACUGGUUUGUUACUGGUUUUUAACUGGUAUCCACUGCUUGUUGGGACUCUAGGUGGGCAUAGAGAAAACAGAGCUCCUAAAAGGACAAAAAAAGUUGCCAAAUUAAAGGGAGGAGACUGAAAUUACUUCUGCAACUAGUGCUGGCUGCUGCUUUACUGAGUGGUUUGUUGCUGGUUUUGAACUGGUAGGCCGAUCUGACUGGUUUUGGGACACUCAGAGGAAGCGAAGAAGAAGAGACUUCAGCCUUUACAGGAACUAAAAACUGCAAAAUUAAAACAAAAAGGGAGACUGAAAUUACUACUGCAACCAGUGCGGACUGCUACUUUACUGACUGGUUUUUUUUUACUGGUUUGGGGGAAACUGAGAAGUAACUGUGGGGUAAGACCAGAUUUUAGGGGACAGAAACAAGAGAAACGGGACAAAAACCUGCAGGAAUUACAGGGAACCCAGAGUGAGACGUGGACUGACAUUUUGACCCCUGACUGACUGGUUCCUGACUUUUUUUUUUUAACUGGUUCCUGACUGGUUUGUGGACUGUGAGUGAUGGAGAAGCAGGCCCUGCCAGCCUCCUCCUGCUCUCUGGUCCUCCUGGAGGAGACCAAGAAGAACCCCCUCCUCCUGACUAACGGCGGCGGUGGUUACCCCCCCGCGGCCGCUAACGGCAGCCUCGUCCCGCUGACGGCAGCGGUGGCGGGGUCCGGCGGCGGCGUCGUGGUGGGCGGUGCUUGUGCCGGACCGGACAAGAAAGUGGGCGUGGUGACGGGGGCGGGGCCAGCUUACCAGGAACGGGAGACGUGGACGCGGCAGAUGGACUUCAUCAUGUCCUGCGUGGGCUUCGCUGUCGGGCUCGGCAACGUGUGGAGGUUCCCCUACCUGUGCUACAAGAAUGGAGGAGGCGUCUUCCUGAUCCCCUACCUGCUGAUCGUCUGUGUCGGAGGAAUCCCCAUCUUCUUCCUGGAGAUCGCUCUCGGACAGUUCAUGAAGGCCGGCAGCAUCAACGUCUGGAACAUCGCGCCGCUGUUUAAAGGUCUGGGCUAUGCCUCCAUGGUGAUUGUGUUUUUCUGUAACACCUACUACAUCAUGGUGUUGGCCUGGGGCUUCUACUACCUAAUCAAGUCUUUUAACGCCACCCUCCCCUGGUCCACCUGUGACAACGAAUGGAACACGCCCAGCUGCAUCGAGAUCUUCCGUCACCAGGACUGCAACAACGGCAGCCUCGCUAACACUACGAUCAGCGGCAACAUGACCUGCGCCGAGCUGGCUAACGCACGAUCACCCGUCAUCGAGUUCUGGGAGAACAAGGUGCUGAACAUCUCUUCUGGUCUGGGUGUAACCGGAGAGUUUAACUGGGAGCUCAUGUUGUGUCUGAUGGCCGUCUGGGUUAUGGUUUAUUUCUGCGUCUGGAAGGGAGUCAAAUCCACUGGAAAGAUUGUGUACUUCACGGCAACCUUCCCCUACGUGGUCCUCAUCAUCCUGCUGGUCAGAGGAGUCACACUUCCUGGAGCCUACGAUGGCAUCAUGUACUACAUCAAACCUGAUUGGUCCAAACUGGAGGAGGCUCAGGUGUGGAUUGACGCUGGGACACAGAUCUUCUUCUCCUAUGCCAUCGGGCUGGGAGCUCUGACCGCUCUGGGCAGCUACAACCGCUUCAACAACGACUGCUACAAAGAUGCCUUCGUCUUGGCUCUAAUAAACAGUGGAACCAGUUUCUUUGCUGGUUUCGUUGUGUUUUCUAUUCUGGGCUUCAUGGCUGCUGAGCAGGGAGUCGACAUCUCACAGGUCGCCGAGUCAGGUCCAGGUCUGGCCUUCAUUGCGUAUCCGAUGGCAGUUAGUCUGAUGCCGGUGGCUCCUCUCUGGGCGGCACUCUUCUUCUUCAUGCUGCUGCUGCUGGGACUGGACAGUCAGUUUGUUGGCGUGGAGGGUUUUGUUACUGGAAUUCUGGAUCUGGAUCUGUUUCCUGGAAAGCACCACCAUCGCUAUAAAAGGGAGAUCGCUGUGGCGAUAUGCUGUUUAUUGUGCUUCAUUAUUGACCUCUCCAUGGUGACGCAGGGAGGGAUGUACGUCUUCCAACUGUUUGACUAUUAUUCGGCCAGUGGAAUGACACUGUUGUGGCAAGCAUUCUGGGAAUGCAUAGUAGUUGCCUGGGUCUACGGUGCUGACCGCUUCAUGGAUGAUGUAGCUCGUAUGAUUGGCUACCGGCCUUUCCCCUGGAUGAAGUGGUGUUGGUCCUUUAUAACUCCAUGUGUUUGCAUGGGCAUCUUUAUGUUCCACCUGGUGAACUACAAGCCGCUGACCUACAACAAUGUGUACGUGUACCCGUGGUGGGGCGAGGUGAUUGGCUGGUGUCUGGCUCUGUCCUCCAUGCUCUGCAUCCCGGUCAGCCUUCUCUACAAACUGUUCCGAGCCAAGGGAACCUUCAAAGAGCGCUGGGCCCACCUGACCACGCCAGUGUGGGGGCCCCAUCACCUGGAGUACAUGGCCCCCGACAUCAAGUCCCUGACCUCGCUGUCCCCUGGCACUGAUGACAACAAGGUCAUCAUCUUUGAGAGUGUCAUGUAGGCUGGACUCCACCAAUCACAGCACUCCAUCUCCAUCCAUCCCACCUGUGACAAGAUGGCCGACUCCUCACCACCACACACCUGACCUCGGACUGGACUCUUGAAAUUCUCCACGCCUGUAAAGGAACAAGGGAGUAAGAGAAUGAAUCAGCUCCUCCAGGAGGGUUUUUAUAAUCACGGCAACAACAAAUGCUUCCCUUGUUCCCAGAUUACAACCAAACGUGUGAUUAAAACCAGCAGAUCACUGGGUUCUUUAUCUGUAAAGGGCUUCGACUCCUCUAGUUCUCAAUGAAGAAGAUGGAAAUAUUAUUCCCCUUGACUAUUUAAAAGGACAAAAUGCAGACAUUUUUCACAAAAAACCCUGGAGGGGCUGAAGAAGGCUGGAAAGAUUUCUUCCUGAUGAAAUGCUGCUGAACGUCUCCCGUCAAGUUGGAGGUUGGACUUCCUCUAUGUGGGAUGAAGGGUAUCAGUGCAAUCUUGUCUUUGGUGGGGUGGGGGGGGUUGGACAUGCAAACAUACAUGAUAAACAGCCAUCACACACACACACAGAGUCUGAACUUGUGGGUAAAAAUCUGAACUUAAACCUUUGACACUUUAAUGGGCUGUGUAUGUGUAAUGGCUGUUUAUUAAGACAGAGUUUUAGACAGACAGACUGACUGACCCCCAACAAAUUACCAGAGGUCUUUGCGACGUAACAGGACUUAAAAAUGUCAGAAUUAUCUGCGCUUCAGUCCUGUGGUCAAACAUAAGAAAAGACGUAAGGUGGCCUCCCAUCAAUGAGUUGAAUUCCUGGAAUUAGCACCGUCCGUUUAUUUGUGAAGGCACUUGGAAAAGGAAAGGUUUCCAUGUCCGAGUGUCUUUUGCAAGUUUUCGGGAGUUCUGCGAUCCUGGAACGACCCCUGAACACUGAAUGUACGCUAAUAAAGAGCGCCGCUGCUUUUUGUGUGGCUUUUCUUACCGCACGACAGAGUUUGGCAGCAGGACUGAAGUGUAAAAGCAGCUCCUGUUACAGAGCAACCAGCGGUCCGUGAACGCACCGCGCUGCCAGGAAGCCGAACUGAGCUCAGUGAGUCCUGAAUGCCUCGUCAGGCCGUCCUGAGUUGAACUAGCCUCGACUCUGUCUUUGAUCCUGUUUGUGAGCACUUUAUGUGACACUUUGAUUGUUGAAGCCUGUUAUUGAUCUAAAUUCUAAAACCCGAUCAGGACCGAAGUGGGUGUGAAACUGAAGCCGUCGUCUCGAUGUUUCGGUUGUUUGAACAUAUCAGCUCGUUUCCUUCCAGCUCUGAAGCUAAAUACUGUGAAUCACCAGCUCCUACUACUGAUCCCAGAACAGCCCUGACUCCUGAAGCAGCGCGUGGUUCCCUGACCGCUGACCUCCGAUCUGUUUCGACAGUCACACCGAGGCUUGAUUUACUCAGGCAACGAUAGAUCUGACGUCAGAAGGAAGGUUCCAGUGAGAAUUCAGUCACGAUAGUAACGAGCACGUCUGCUCCGUCACCGAGAGGAAGCCGCAGUCAGGACACCAAGGUCCAACUUACUUGUUAUUCCUGAAGCUUUCAACCACAACUCAUGGGCUUCCUCAGCGAAAUCCGCUCCACUCUUCAAGCUCAAGUCCAGUUUGCUGUUUUCUGUGAAUGCAAACAAGUAGAAAUUGAAUGGUUGCCAAAACAAUCUCAACUCAAGGUCCACUUACUUGUUAGACCCGGAGCUUUCAAGAAAAUAAACCAGCAACGAUUUUGAUAAUUUAUUAAGUACAAAUGCCAAACAUGACCUGGCUCCAGCUUCUUAAUUAUGUGUCCUUAUGUGAUAAUAAGCUGAAUAUCUCUGGACUAUUUUCUGACAUUGAUUAAUAGAGAAAAUAUCUGGCAUAUUAAUCGUUGUGAAAAAUAAUCAUUAGUUGUAGCCAAGACUGGAUUGGCAGCUGCCUCGGGGUCAGUUUGCGUCAGUGGUUGUACAUUAUUUGGUUAAUUGCAAAGUUUAAGAACAGUAUUGACUAAAACAGCUCCUGAAUUAUUCAUCUCAAACAUGUCCCCCCCCCCCAUCACAUGGUCUGAUGUCACGCCUUAAUUACCAGUUACAGUUUCUGUGGUGACGUUAGGCUCCUCCUCCUGUCAAUCACAUCCCCGUCAUGCGACCAAUCACAGACUGAUUCAGGAGUUCCAGUCUGUGAACACAAACAGAAAAAGUCCGAUUUGACACAGUUAAGAAUAAAACUGCUGCUCAGAGCUUGAACAUUUCCUCUGAACAACAUCGACGGCGACUGAAAUCACACUGGAUCUGACCUUUAACCCCUUUCAUGUUCUGUAUCUGUGUGUGAGAAUCAGGUCAAAGGUCGGGCUUCAUCCCCGGGUCGACCGAAGUGCCAAACGGAGCGAUACUCGCCCUGCAGGGCUGAUCCCAGACCAGGGCUCCAGGCUGCCAAUAUCAACCUGUUCACUCUUCUUCUUCUCUGCCUCGUUUCAUCGGUCUCAUUAACGCUGAGGUCCGUCCACCAAACGUCACGCUCUCCUCCUGAACAGCUGAAGGCGGUCGAUGCCGAUAGUUUUUAUCUAUCUGGUUUCCUGGGCUGGAAUAAAGUCUAAUUACAGGCCCUGAAACCUGCUGGCUCUGCCCAUCACUGUUUGUUUUGGACUUGAACUCAAUUUGUAUGUAGCUGAUUAAGAAAUGCAGCACUAUGGAUGACGAACGCAUCAAUAACACAUCCUCGAUUCGGUUUGCUACAUGCAUGAUGACCGUUCACGUCAGCAUGUACGUCACAAACGUUUGCAGCCUUUUCCAAACUUUUCUGUGCAAGAAAAUCCAGAUUCUGUCCGGACGUCAUCACAAAACUGAGCCACUGAAGCUCCUCUAAGCAGAUAUUUAAAUGUUUGAGUCUUAAUGUUAAAACAACAAUUGGUUGAUAUACUGUAAUCGGAUUUUAUAAACUCUCAAAUACAGAUGUUGGUAUCAGCCUCAAAAUCCAGUAUGAGCCUGAGAAACGCCAAAAUUUAAAUUUAUUUGGAAGAAGAAGCAGCUGAGAUGAGUUUAUCUGUAUUUACCAGUCAGAUCAGCUGGUGGAGAGAUGAGAGCCGGAGGACUCAGCUUGAUGCCAAGCGUUGCCUUACGUCGUUGUCUUAACUCUAGAGCCCAUACGGUUGACUAGCCAAACCCAGAGCCCUACAGGACGUCCUGUGUACGGCUCUGGUUUAUAUCCCACCGAUCAGCAGUCUGCGGGGGCGUGUCUACAACUCUGUCUCCUAGCAACCACUCACCAUCCACCUAUCAUGUGGAAACACAAUGAUUAGAAUGUAAGAUAGAGUAAAACUACAUACAUUUGCACAUUGUUGUAAAAUAAUGUUGCUAGCACUUUUAAAAAGAAUCGUGUUAGAAAUCGUUUUUGUUUUACAUAUUGUAAAAUGAAUCAGAGAUUUAUUUUGUGGAGGCUUAUUUUGCUGAUACAUACAGUAUGACAGAUAUACAUAUAUUGAAUAUCUUUGUGUGUUAUCUAUAUUUGAUGCAGUAUGUAAAUGUGAUGAUGAUAAUUUCUGGCUGAUUGUUCACGUUUAGCCGGCGAACACAAGCAACGCGCCGCACGAAGCGACCAACUAGAGCUUCAGGCUACCUCACUUCUCAUUCAGACUUUCAAAACAAACUUCUUUUAGCUUUUUAUGCAAACGUCAGCAGCAGGAGGGGAUUAUGGGAAGUGUUUCUGGAAGCAUUUCCCUCCUCCGCCUGUUUCAUGUUGCAGCUUUAAAGGUUCUCCAACACCAAUGAAAAUAUGAUAAACUGAAGAUCUGACAUGCAGGAUGCUAAUUUUAUGCUGUGAAUUAAAAAAAAAAAACAAACAAACUGGCACCCGACUGCAGAAACUUCUCAGAAAAAUUAAACCAAAACUGUAAAACUGGGACGUUUUUUGGACAUAAGAGUGUCACAUUUUGUGGCUCUACAUCCAUCGAUCCAUUGAAACUGUAUUAUAUUAACAUACGUUGGUGCUGUGAGGCCUUUAAGUGAUGUCUGACCGGCUAAUGUGAACAAGCAGCGAGGGGCGGGGCUUUUAUUUUGGCGGGUUUGCUGCGAUGCAGUGAUGUUAAGGCUGUCGAGGCUUCGUGUGGCUCUGAACACACCACGAAAGGGAAUCUUUUUUUUUUCUUCUUUACUUUUUUGAUUUCUGAUUUUCAAAGUGCUCAAGUGUUUUAAGAGUUUUAGCUUUAGAUGAUUUUAGCUUUUUUCUCUCUGUGUGUUUUACUGAAUCAGUGUUUUUCCCUUAGACCCCCCCACGGCUCAGAUUCUCACAUUAUUAUUUCCAAGCAGAAAGAAGAGUUUGAUCUGCUCGUCUCAUUUGAUAAAAUUAAUUUCCACAUAUUCUACAUUAUGGGUGAAAUCACUUCUUAACGUAAAUUUAAGUGAAGACAAAAAAAACAUUUUAAAGGCUGAAUAACUGCCGACUGCGACUUUAAAAUAAUAAGAACGUUCUUAGUUUGUGAUGACGGCUGAGAAGCUACAGUGAUGCUCAUACCAUGUGAACAGCAUGCAGUAGAACAGCUACCUCGACAAGGUGAGUGGGUCCACCUGGACAGACACCUGCGGUGAAUAUACCAACACUACAGCAGAGAAAACAACUACAUAUCCCAGCAGUCAGUGGGAGCUUCCAGACACCAAUCACAUCCGGAACACCUUGUUAGCAUAUAUGGUAAAUCAGUUAAUAUGAGACAUGACCAUAAACAAUGGUGAUUUCAAACAGCAACAAAAUAAAAACUGAGUUCGAUUUAAUUCAAACAAAAACAAAAGUGAGAACCAAAACAGGCCAAACUGAACCCUGUUUCCCAGCCAAUCAGAGGCUCUGCUGGCUCACUGAAGGACCAGGCCAGCCAAUCACUCACCAGGAUAUCUACCACCACUCCGUUUGAGCUCAUCGUGCGUUCAGGUCACAGAGUUAUCGCGAUUACCAGUUUCUGAGUCGUAAUCGCAACUGGGAAACUUUUAUCAAAACUCUGAUGAAUCUGAAACAAACAUGGACGCCUCACGCCAGCCACGGUAAUUAAACCCUAAUUCAACGGAUAUAACGUUCAGUAUUUUAACCCUCACACGACCAACUGUGAUGAAGUUAACGUCGUAAACAUGAAAAUCUUUCCCACAUGAAAUAUUACUCUCUGCUUCUGGGUUUUGGAUGAUUUUCUGUCUGAAAUGAAACUGAACUUUUGGACCGUUGGUCAGACUGAAACAUCAGUUUGAAGAAUCACUUUAAAUUAGGAACUAAAGACGGACUUUGACAGUUAACUGGUUAAACAAAGACUAAAUAAUGAUGGAAACACUCAUUAGCUGCAGCGCUACAGUGGAGUUGAUGCUGAUUGGCUGGUCUGGAGGUUCAGUGUGAGAUCACAAACGAUGGAUUUAAACGGAGAUUAUUAUUCCAGCACUGAUGAUUAAAACUAGCGAGAUUAGAGAUGAAAUAUUGUUGUAGAGGUCACAUGUGACUCAAGUGCCACUGAUAACCGACUAAUAAAACUAACCUGACGCAGUUAUUUUAUAGAAACUCUAAUCAAACUGACAUUUUAAACAGAGUGUAUUUUAUUUUUAAAGUUGCAUCAUUACUGUUUUUUAAAUGUCUCAUCUCUGAACUGGAGCCUGGGGGGGUCGGGUCGGGAGGGGGAGUUAAAAUCUGCAGCCAUUUAAGACAAAAGAAAAUCUGACAAAAUGAAAAUGUACAUUACCAAAAUCUGAUGUUGUUUCAUGUCAUUUUGUCUUUACGCUUGUCAGCCAAAAAAAAAAAAAAACUUGUCGUGACAGAAUCUUUGAUCCGAAACUGUAAAGCGCCGGACUGACGGACGCAGAGCGGAACAAAAACAACAGCGUGCUGUUCAGUCUGCAGGUGCUGGAAAUCGUCACUCACUGCUGUAAAACACUGUACAGAAUCUGUCUGCCCAGGUUUGGAUCAUCGAUUCUGUCCAACGAACUUCCCCGUCAGCUGGUUUCCUUCAGCAGAGAGCGCCUGUUUCCCCAUAAACCAUCUGAAGUCCGUUUCCCCAAAACCUCCAGCUGUUCUCAGACCAGCACAGCCUGGAUUUCACUCACAGCUGAGCUUUUUAAGUUUGGGAGUUUUUAAAUAAUUGAAAUUCAUUUUACUGUAGAUGAUGAUUAUUUUUUUUUUUAGAUAUUUUUGAAAAAAUACUGUCGAGGAUUUUAUAGCCAAAAACAUUGCCAAAGUGUUUUUUAACCUCCAAAAACAAAAGACAACUACGGAAGUUUAAAGGGAAAAAGAUUUUUGUUAGUUUGUUUUUUCCUUUUCUUGACACAGCUGGCUGGUUUUACGACAUGUCACUGGUGCUCCUGAAAAACUAAAUCUUUCAUCAUGAUAUCAAAUAACUUUCUUACCUUCAAGUUUUUUGGGAAGCUGACCUGAGGUCGGAUGUUGUAGCAGUGGAACCAGCAGGGGGCGCUCUCCUCCAGUGGGAAACCCCGUCGUGUUUAGGCUGGAAACAAAGACCGAGUCCCGGCAGCUUUCAGCGUACAGAGCUGGAUGACGAGAGAGAGAGAGAACACAUCACUGCAGGUUUCUUUUAACAAAAACAUCAGAGUUCAUCAGAACUACAACGUACAUGAAAUAAACUACAGCUGUUAUAUUAAGAGAUUCGUGUUGAGCUAAAAUAAGUAGAUGAAAAAUUAGGUUAUGAUCGAAUAAAAACUCUCACAAGCAUCUCAUAACUAGGACUUAGUGAGUCAAAACUGACCUCUGAAUCACUACAUUUCCGAUUGUUUCAGUGACUCACAGAGGUCUGGUGUUGUGCUCAUUAACGGCUGUUUCCUCAAGUGGAAAAAACAAUCGUCCAAUCAGAGUAAUUUUCCUGUGACAGAGCCAGAAAAAUGGCAACCAAAAAAAAAAAGACUGAAAAAAUGUGGAUCAGAUGGUUGCAGUUGUUUUCAUUAAAAACGGCUCUUAAAUAACAUCUAAUGGAAAGUACAACAUCAUCCGCAAACGUGUCGUCCACAGUCAGAAACCUCCCUCCUUCUCAGAGUGCUAACUCAGUCAGAUCUGAACUCUCAGACAUGAAACACAUAUUGAAUCGUUCAGUGUGACUCACUCUUCCAGAUGAGAUCAUUAUCUCUGACGUCCGUCCAAGAAUAAUCCUCCAGAAAUCCACUGAGACACCAGAGAAGAAAGCGGCUGCAGAACCUGCCUGAGAAUCCUGCUGUUUCUAAGUUUCCUUCAGUCUCACAGUGAUCCAGAGACAGCUGUCUGUCCGUCCACGGGUCCACUGCAGACAGGAGCUGCUGACUGCUGGUUCGGCUGCUCUGAUGGGACAGUUUGACUGAAUGUGAACACAUACAGGCUUAAUGUGUUUUUACAUCAGGAUUUUCAGUCUGGCAGUAAGAAACAUCUUACGAAACUGAAUAUGUAAGACUAGAUUAAUCUAUUCCACAUUUUCCAACAACUAAUAUCUCAUACAGAGAGUUUUUAUUUUUAUCAUUUCAUCUAUUUACUUCCUGUUCAGGCUGUCUGAGCUUCCAGAAAGACAAAUAACUGACGUUUAGAUAUGAAGAUAUAUCUUCUCUCACUUUGGUGCUGAAAUUCGCACAAUUUCAGUCCUGUCUGUGUUUGCAGCCCAAACUGAGCUACAUGGUGACAUCAUUCAUCCCAGCGUCAGCCAUUUUAUUGUAAAUGCGUCUCUGUGACUUCCUGUAAACCGCUAGUCUUCCAUCCAGAACAGUAGAUUAGACAAUCGAUUAGGUGAUAAGUAGCUUAAUUAAUUAAUAGCUGUGUUAACAAUAGUAACGACACUCUGGGCUCGACGUUAACUCGCCGAGUUGAUGAUGAGUUACCUUUGAGCCCUGAUGAUGCCACCUGUUUCAAUGACCUUUGACCCCUGUGAGGGUCUCCAUACUGUAAGCCACUGUGAUCACUGUGCUCAUUCACCAACUAAACCAACGGCAAUAAAACUAACGUCAUGACAAACA